CGUAGCUCCUUCCUCAAGGAAACCCUUCAAAUCAAUCUCCUUCUCUGAACCCAAAGUUGAAGUGAUUUAGACUCCUCCCAUCCCAUCCUCAAAAUCCUCGUCAAAAACCCUCUCCUGUAUUUCUAAAAGCAUCACCCAAAACUCAGAUUUCACCUCGUUGCACGAUUCACCAUCCGUGUUCCGGCGAAAGUACGACUUCCGCUGCAACCAUGUCGGCGCAAUAUCAACAACAUAACUACCACACCCGUCGUUCGGAUAUGUCAGAGAAAAUCACCUCACCACGACGGAAUUCAGCGCGUCGCCAACAAAGUGCCAGAUCGAGUGACGGAACAGUCAGCACCAUGAUGAGCACAGGUUCUACGGGCCGUGAAUCGGCCGCAACAAAUGUCACAGAGGGCCCAUCGUACUCGAAAAAGAUCGUCGUUGUGGGUGACGGAGGGUGCGGGAAGACUUGUCUUCUGAUAAGUUACAGUCAAGGCUACUUUCCAGAGGUACGAAGCCAUGUACUCUACUCUUCAGAUCGAGGCUAAUCGAUCUCCAGAAAUAUGUCCCAACUGUAUUCGAGAACUACAUCACAUACCCCACCCACGCAUCAAGCGGCAAAACUGUCGAGUUGGCCUUGUGGGAUACGGCAGGUCAGGAGGAGUACGAUCGUCUGAGGCCGCUUUCUUACCCCGAGACCGAUCUAUUGUUUGUUUGUUUCGCUAUCGAUUGCCCCAACUCGCUCGAGAAUGUUAUGGACAAGGUAUGUUGAAUCCCUUCUGUGUAUAUUCAGGACUAACCCAAGUCUCGCAGUGGUACCCAGAAGUCCUUCAUUUCUGUCCGUACACUCCCCUCAUCCUCCUUGGUCUUAAAUCCGAUCUCCGCACCAAGAGAACUUGCAUCGAUCUUCUUAAAACCCAAGGGCUAACACCCGUCACGAAGGAUCAAGGAAUGGCCGUAGCGGAAAAAAUGGGAGCCAGAUACAUGGAAUGUAGUAGUAAGGAGAUGACAGGUGUUGAUGAGAUCUUUACUGCCGCCAUCAACAUCGUUGUCCAGAACGAUAAGAGCAACCAGCAACAACAUCCAGGACCAGGAAGCUCGGGUAUAGAACAGCAAGGCGGCAGGAUGAAAAAGAAGAAGAGGAGUUGCAAGUUCCUUUAAUUGAACCAACAACGCCUCUUGAAAUAUGACUUGAGACGACUACGACACAUUGACACGACAUGAAUGCAUAACGCAAAAACGUUCUAGCAGAUUGCUGGGAAAUGGCUAAGGAUAACAUUUGUGGAUAGGCAGCGACAUAUGGAACAAAACUUUGGCCAAAAGGGAAAUGCAAUAUUCCUGGACUUUUGUUCUGUCCUUUCUUCUUGGACUUUUUUUUUCAUUUGCCGGUUUUUUUUCUUCUUACUUUCUUUUGUUGAGUAAUAGGGUUCUUGUGUGGUAAUUGGUACAUACUUCACUGCGGGUUUCCUAUGUAUCAUGAUGACCUU
Molecule: messenger RNA, 1469 nt
Organism: Hymenoscyphus albidus
Lineage: Eukaryota; Fungi; Ascomycota; Leotiomycetes; Helotiales; Helotiaceae
Source: the annotation of a GenBank genome assembly